Messenger RNA from Empidonax traillii (willow flycatcher), 2489 nucleotides. RefSeq names its product phosphoglucomutase 2 like 1 (gene PGM2L1). Gene Ontology annotation, molecular function: glucose-1,6-bisphosphate synthase activity; intramolecular phosphotransferase activity. Gene Ontology annotation, biological process: carbohydrate metabolic process. The transcript has 13 exons. NCBI's taxonomy places the organism in Eukaryota, Metazoa, Chordata, Aves, Passeriformes, Tyrannidae. The record is from RefSeq and is a predicted model, not a curated record. The coding region runs from base 115 to 1758 and encodes 547 amino acids.
AACCAAAAGACAAAGGAGCAGAUCGAGAGCUUGCUGCAGGAUGGGAAGCACAAGGAGCUGCGGGAGCGCCUGUGCUGCCGGCUGAGCUUCGGCACCGCCGGGCUCCGCUCGGCCAUGGGAGCGGGGUUCUGCUACAUCAACGACCUCACCGUGAUCCAGUCCACACAGGGGAUCUACAAGUAUCUUGAGAGGAAUUUUUCAGACUUUAAGCAGAGAGGCUUUGUUGUUGGAUAUGACACACGAGGUCAGGUCACCAGCAACUGCAGCAGUAAGAAGCUUGCCAAGCUCACUGCAGCAGUGCUGCUGGCCAAAGAUGUCCCUGUGUACUUCUUCUCUACCUAUGUCCCCACACCCUUUGUGCCCUACGCUGUGCAGCAGCUCGGGGCUGUGGCUGGAGUGAUGAUCACAGCAUCCCACAACAGGAAGGAGGACAAUGGAUACAAGGUUUACUGGGAAAACGGAGCACAGAUCACUUCUCCACAUGACAAGGAAAUCAUAAAAUGUAUAGAAGAGUGUGUUGAACCAUGGAAUGGCUCUUGGAAUGAAAAUCUGGUGGACACCAGUCCCCUUAGGCAGGAUCCUCUGAAGAAAAUCUGUGACUGCUACAUGGAGGACCUGAAAAAGAUCUGUUAUCAUAGGGAGCUAAAUAUGCAAACGAGUUUGAAGUUUGUUCACACCUCUUUCCAUGGAGUGGGACAUGACUACGUGCAGUUGGCUUUCCAAGCCUUUGGCUUCCAGCCCCCCAUCCCAGUACCCGAGCAAAAAGAUCCAGACCCAGACUUCUCCACUGUCAAAUGCCCCAAUCCUGAAGAGGGGGAAUCUGUGCUGGAAUUGUCCCUGAGGCUUGCAGAGAAAGAAAAUGCUAGAGUAGUAGUGGCCACUGAUCCAGAUGCAGAUAGACUGGCAGUGGCAGAACAUCAGGAAAAUGGCUGCUGGAAGGUGUUCACUGGCAACGAGCUGGCGGCGCUGUUCGGCUGGUGGAUGUUUUCGCGCUGGAAGGAGAACUGCCCCCAGGGUGCUGAUGUGAGGGAUGUUUACAUGCUGGCCACCACAGUCUCCUCCAAAAUCCUGAGAGCCAUUGCUCAGAAGGAGGGAUUUCACUUCGAGGAAACACUGCCUGGUUUCAAAUGGAUUGGAAGCAGAGUAAAAAACCUCCUGGAUAAUGGGAAAGAAGUUCUCUUUGCAUUUGAAGAGUCUAUUGGCUUUAUGUGUGGCACAUCAGUGCUGGAUAAAGAUGGUGUAAGUGCUGCUGUGGUCAUUGCUGAAAUGGCAACGUACCUGGAGAGCCAGAACCUCACACUGGCACAGAAACUCCUUGAGAUAUAUGAAAUGUAUGGAUAUCACAUAUCCAAGACCUCCUAUUUCUUGUGCUACGACCCUCCUACGAUCAAAAGGAUAUUUGAGAGGCUUCGCAACUUCGACGGCCCUCAGUCCUAUCCCAAAUGUUGUGGGGUUUACAACGUGUUACACGUCAGAGAUGUCACCACUGGCUACGACAGCAGCCAGCUGAACAAGAAAUCGGUGCUGCCAGUGAGCAAAAGCAGUCAGAUGAUCACCUUCACCUUCCAGAACGGUUGUGUUGCCACCCUUCGGACCAGUGGGACGGAGCCCAAGAUCAAAUACUACGCCGAGAUGUGUGCCCUGCCCGAGCAGAGUGACAGGAGCAUGCUGGAAGAAGAACUCCAGAAGCUGAUCGGGGCUCUGAUCGAGAACUUCCUGGAGCCGGACAAGAACGGGCUGACCUGGCGCUCGGCUUAGACCCCGUCCCUGGCCUUCCCAGGAGCCUCCAGGGGGAACAAAGGGCCCAAGAACAGGAUCAGUUCCAAAUGUCUGUGUGUGUGUGUCUGUGUUUUUGUUCCCUGAAGAAGCAGCGUUCUUUUGUCAGGCUCUUCACCAAAGUCCAGGCUUGGAAAAAAAAAAGGGGGAGAGCAAGUCGGAGAAAACAGCAGAGUUAAUUGUUAGAGUUUUCCAUCCUUUUGACCAAAAGGUUAAUUAACCCACACCAGUGCAAAUGAACUGCCCUGAUAUGUUUAAGGCAGGUGGUCUUAGCCACGGGAUCUUGUCUUUAAACUCGCUCCAGGUACUUUAAAAUACAUUUUUUUUCUUCAUGUGAAAAGCUUUGAAAGUCAGGUAGGGAUGAUUGCCCCAGAGUGACAAAAGUCCUGCUUCUUCCUCUCGGCUCUGUGUGACCCUCAGAAAUGGGUCUGUGCUUCCAAAAAACCGUGGAAGUAGAGCUCAGCAGUUCUUGUUCAGGCCAAUUGUUGACGUUUUUCAGCUGCUUAAUUUGGUGAAGGUGUUCUUGGUGCAUUUCCUGUGUCUGUCUUUAAAAAAAAGAAAAACAACUUGGCAGUGAAGCAAUAGUGGCAACACCUGCAGUUCUGCUUUGGGGUUGGAAUGGUGUAGUGCCUUUCCAAGGCUUCCAGAGGAGAAGGGAUUGGUCAUUACUUGGUUAAAUUGCCCAUUCUGACUGUCAUAGGCCUUGUAGCUCU